AUGGCGGCCUCGGCCCUGUAUGCCUGCACCAAGUGCACCCAGCGCUAUCCCUUCGAGGAGCUCUCCCAGGGCCAGCAGCUCUGCAAGGAAUGUCGGAUUGCACAUCCUAUUGUAAAAUGUACUUACUGCAGAUCAGAAUUUCAACAAGAGAGCAAAACAAAUACAAUUUGUAAGAAGUGUGCUCAAAAUGUGAAGCAGUUUGGCACUCCUAAGCCCUGUCAGUACUGUAACAUAAUUGCAGCAUUUAUUGGUACAAAGUGUCAGCGUUGCACAAAUUCAGAAAAAAAAUAUGGACCACCUCAGACUUGUGAACAGUGCAAACAACAAUGUGCUUUUGAUCGGAAGGAGGAAGGAAGAAGAAAGGUUGACGGGAAGUUAUUAUGCUGGCUUUGUACUUUAUCAUACAAGAGAGUUUUACAGAAGACAAAAGAACAAAGGAAGAGCCUUGGGUCUUCACAUUCAAAUUCAUCAUCUUCAUCUCUUACUGAGAAAGACCAGCAUCAUGCAAAACACCACCACCACCACCAUCAUCACCACCAUCGUCACAGCAGUAGCCAUCAUAAAAUCAGCAACCUGAGUCCAGAACAAGAACAGGGACUGUGGAAACAGAGCCAUAAAUCCUCUGCAGCAAUUCAGAAUGAAACUCCAAAGAAAAAGCCCAAAUUGGAAUCUAAGCCAUCUAAUGGAGAUAGUAGCUCUAUAAAUCAGUCAGCAGAUAGUGGGGGAACAGACAAUUUUGUCCUUAUAAGUCAACUGAAAGAAGAAGUGAUGUCACUUAAACGUCUCUUACAGCAGAGAGACCAGACCAUUUUAGAAAAAGAUAAAAAGUUAACUGAACUUAAGGCAGAUUUUCAGUACCAAGAGUCAAACUUGAGAACAAAAAUGAACAGUAUGGAAAAAGCUCACAAAGAAACAGUGGAACAACUCCAGGCCAAAAACAGAGAGCUACUCAAACAGGUUGCAGCUUUGUCAAAGGGUAAAAAGUUUGACAAAAGUGGAAGCAUAUUAACAUCCCCUUGA
Messenger RNA from Rangifer tarandus platyrhynchus (Svalbard reindeer), 1020 nucleotides. Lineage: Eukaryota; Metazoa; Chordata; Mammalia; Artiodactyla; Cervidae. The record is from the annotation of a GenBank genome assembly.